AUGCGCAUCCGCAAAGAAAGACACAUGGAAUUGGUCCUCCUGCCAAAUGUUCUUUCCGAGCUAGACACUACCUGCAGCUGGAGCGUGCAUCACAGGCGUCAUCAGCAGUUUAAUCGCAUCGCGGGGGGCCAGUUCGCAGAGAGGCCCCGGCUGCAAGCAGUCGCGGGCCCCAGCAAAAGAAAGAGGGUCCCAGAUCACGGUGUUCAAUUCAGAGCUCCAGGCCAGGUGAGGGGGUUGGACGACAGGGCCGAGGGUGUGACGGGAUUAGGGUGA
This is a messenger RNA of Pyricularia grisea, 273 nucleotides long. RefSeq lists its product as uncharacterized. NCBI's taxonomy places the organism in Eukaryota, Fungi, Ascomycota, Sordariomycetes, Magnaporthales, Pyriculariaceae. The coding region runs from base 1 to 273 and encodes 90 amino acids. The record is from RefSeq and is a predicted model, not a curated record. The transcript is spliced from 2 exons.